Pectinophora gossypiella (pink bollworm) is the source of this 5110-nucleotide messenger RNA. It is a transcript of the gene Ugt50B3, whose product is annotated as UDP-glucosyltransferase 2. The transcript has 7 exons. Lineage: Eukaryota; Metazoa; Arthropoda; Insecta; Lepidoptera; Gelechiidae. The record is from RefSeq and is a predicted model, not a curated record. Gene Ontology annotation, molecular function: UDP-glycosyltransferase activity. Bases 210 to 1844 code for a protein of 544 amino acids.
CCGCAAGUCGCGAUCGACGCACGCGCACCGAGCGUAGCGCCAUCUCUGAACCGCGCCUUUAACACUCUGUGGCAGAGGAACUUCCUCAGCAGUGCGCGCCCGAGUCCGGUGCAGUGAGGAUUCCGCAUAACUAAUUCAGUGCUAGUGAAGUAACAGUGAUAAUAAAUAUUGAUUGUGACUCUCCGGAAUUGACUAACGAUUGAUAUAAAAUGCGUAUCUGGUGGUGGGGCGUGGUGGCGCUGCCGCUGCUGGUGGGAGGCGCCGGGGGCAGCAACGUGCUGAUGCUGACCAUGGGCGGCACCAAGUCACACAAGAUGCCCUUCUGGGAGCUCGCCCGCGGACUCAUCAGGAGAAGCCACAACGUGACUUUGAUCAGCGCGUUCCCGCCGGACUUCCACAUCGAGGGUCUGGAGGAGAUGGCUCCCGAGGGUCUAGUCUCGUACGUGAGGAGCUACAUGUCCUGGGACCUGGUGGGCGCCCGCAUGAGGGGCGAAGACCCGCUGCCCAUCAAGGACAUCUUCCGAUACGGAUAUGAGGCCUGCGAUGCCUUCCUGAGCGACUUCGAGACCCGUUCCUUCCUCCGGUCAGGAAGGAGCUUCGAUCUCAUCGUUCUGGACGGCGCGUACCCUGAGUGUGGGCUCGGCGUGGUCUACCGCCUGAAAGUGCCCUUCAUCUACAUCAACACCGUCGGCUUCUACGCCAUGCCCAUCAGCAACUCUGGUAGCCCCACGCCGUACUCCGUCACCCCAUUCUUCGGGAAAGCUUACACUGACAACAUGGGCUUGAUCGAUAGAGCGAUGAAUGCAGCGUGGUACUUUGGCGCUUACUCCAUGCAUAGUGUGAUGACGAUGAUCCUGCAAGGAGUGCUGAGGAGGCACUUCGGGCCGCACAUCCCGCACGUGUAUGACAUGGCGAGGAAUGUCAGCUUCGUCCUGCAGAACGGCCACUUCUCCGUGUCGUAUCCCAGACCGUAUCUGCCGAAUGUAGCAGAAGUUGCCUGCAUUCAUUGUAAAGAAGCCAAGGCUUUGGACCCGGAGAUAGAAGAGUGGAUCAGUGGCGCAGGGGAGGCGGGCUUCGUGUAUGUGUCGAUGGGGUCUUCUGUGCGGACCACAAAGAUGCCGCUGGCGGUACACCGGCUGAUAGUGGCGGCCCUGGCGCGUCUGCCGCAGCGAGUGCUCUGGAAGCAAGAUGCUGAACAGAAUAUCACAGACAUACCGUCGAAUGUCCGGCUGUACAGGUGGCUGCCGCAACAGGACUUGCUUGGCCAUCCAAAAAUCAAAGCCUUCGUGACCCAUGGAGGGCUGCUCAGUAUGUUCGAGACAGUCUACCACGGAGUACCAAUAGUGAGCAUCCCGGUGUUCUGCGACCACGAUGCCAACGCCGCCAAGGCCGAGGUGGACGGCUACGCCAAGAAGCUGGACCUCCAGCACCUCACCUCUGACAGACUGCAUCGAGCCAUCAAACAAGUGAUCAACGAACCCCAGUACAGGAGAGAGGUGAAGAAACGGCAGAUCUUACUCCGAGAUCAAAAGGAAAGUCCUUUAGACCGAGCUAUCUUCUGGACGGAAUACGUGAUCAGACAUAAGGGCGCGUACCACCUGCAAUCGCCUUCCAAGGACAUGAACGUCUUCCAAUACUACCUAGUAGAUGUCCUGUUACUGAUGCUUGUCGUAGUAUUAUCGACAUUAGCUCUUGCCUCGUACGUGAUACGGGCGAGUUUCAAUAGAUUAGUCGACUACGUUCAGAAUAGACGGAUGGACAGGUUGAUAGACAAAUCGACCACGCUGCUGAAGAGGUCGAAGAAGUUAAUAAACCACACAACAAUGGCAAAGAAAAAGUUGUGAGUGUUCUACUGAGGGUUAUCAUGGACUGUAAUUUUUAAUCACCUCCAAAAUGCCUUUCCAGUGCACUAAAGCUUGAUGUACACAGACGCGACACCGCAGAUGGUCCAAUACCAUCCAUACCAGUGAUGUGCCGUGUCCAAAGUGGGAACUUUCCCGGCAGUAAAAUGACGCAAAACUUACGUAAAAAGGGCUUUACUACCUAACCUUUAGGCAGAUAAGACCAGAGUACAAGGAAGAACAAUUUGAAAAAGAAAAGCAGCCAAUAUCCUUGCUAUUAACGAGAUUUUACAACGGGAACAUUCCCAUCUUGGGUACAUUCACUGCUCCAGACCGAUGAGCCAAGGUCAUGAGCUGGCGCAUCGAGAUCGGGUAAAUCGACACUAUUAGACUCGUUCGAAAUCGUGGUUACCAUGGUUACGCCCCCGCCCAUCGAUUUGCUAUUAGCCUACACAACACAAUCCGGGUCGUCGUGCCCGUGACCUUGACGUACUUAUCGGGCAAGAUAGAUUGACUUAUCUAAUAACCGCUCAUGUGAUGUUCUUUGUACCUUCGCACGCGUUCACACAAAAAAUUCGUCAGACAAAUUGUCUCCGCUAUGUGAAGAGAGCUUUAUGGUGUCGUGGACAUCAUUAGGUAUAAAUCUCGAAUAAUAUUUAUAUGCACUAAUAACAUAAUUUAAUCAGUAAAGAAAAUCGAUAGUGUAAACUUCAAUAGUUCUACCUGCUGAUUCAGGGAGCGUUCAGCCGCUUAGAUGCGCGGGCGUUGAAGGUACCUACUAAGGGAGAGAGUCGGGGAGGUUGUGCUAGGCAUGUACCUACAUUUAUAUUGUACCUAUUUUAAUAAUAUUAAUUAGGUAUCUUAUAUAUUGGUUAGCAUCUAAUGUACACAUAGGUUAUUCGCAAAUAAAUGAAUUGAAUUGAAUGUGUACCGAUCACAGAGCCCAGCUGAGCCGACUGCAUAAUACCUCGCCCCACUGCUCUCUCACUCUGUCUCAAGACUAGAGUGAAGUGAUUCACUCACCUGAUCAUGAGAUCAGGUGAGAUUGUGGUCAAAUGCAACAACGAAAUGACCAGGGGGGUUAAAAUGGCCACAUCGAAGCAAUUCAUCUUAAAAAGCAAUAUUGCAAUUUGACAUUUGCCCAUAUAAAAGUAGAUAAGUGCGCAAUGCAAACAAAUGCUAAAUAGCAAUAUUGCUUUCUUAGAUGAAUUGCUUCGAUGUGGACAUUUUAACUCCCCUGGUCAUUUUGUCAGUGUCCUGUUUAUCAAAACUUACAAGCCCUGUAUUACAAGAAAUUUUCUUAUAACAAAUUUCAUUUUAUUACAAGAAUGUGAUUAUCAAAACUACACAUGUAAAUUACAUGUUACAAGUGUCAAUAUUUAUUCCACAAGUAUAUUUUACAAUCCCUCUGUAUUUUUUGAUAAACGUAAUUUCCACGUACUUGUGAGUUACUGGUUGUAGCAGAGGGAUUGUGUCCUCUAACAUGAUGGACUAAUGUUAUGGGCGAUAGGCUGAUCCCUUAUCACCAUAAGGUUUCAUCAUAUCCAGCUUGCGACAUCGUAUCAACAGUGGCUACAAGUUGUCUUUGAUUACUUGUGGCUCUGCCCACCCCAUUAGGAACUACGGGCAUGAGUUUAUGUAUGUAUGUAUAUUGUGAGUAACUUGUAACUUGUAACGUGUAAACUUGUAAGUUUUGAUAAACACGGCACUGGAUAAUUCCACAACCCUUGUGCGUCAGAAUUUUCAGUUUUAAGUUGGUACCUAUAUCGAAUUAAAAAACAGAUAAUUUAGAAAAAAUCAAAUUUGGAAAUACGCCAUCCGGGUGCCUAUGAGAUAACGUACCGAAUUCUUCUGAUGACGUCAUGAGAAUUUGUCACAUGAUCAAAACAAAAGUCGACUUAUCAGUUAUGUGAUAGCGAUUAAUUAAUAAGUAGGUAAUUCCCGUGGUAAUUACGCACAAAAAUGCAAAUGCUGACGAUGCUUACGAUUCGGAAGUAAUUUGGUAUGUACACCUAUCUCUGUUGUCACCCACAUGAUUAAUUAUCAUUUUUAACAUUUGCCUAUAAUCUAAUCGUACAUAAACAAAUUACUAAAAUGACUAUCGAUUUUCUUAUUUUAAGUAAGUAGUUGUUAUGAUGAAUAUUGUUUUGCUGUUAAAGAUAAUUAUAAAUAAUCCAUUUACUUAUGGGCUAUUCAGUGCAUGCUCACAUUAUUAAUUAUGGAGCUAUAUUUGAAAAAUUGAGAUAGAUAGGUACUUUCCAUUCCACAUUCUCCAAUAAAUAAAUAAAAGAGAGCGUUUACCAUAACCCCCAUGACAGGGUCCGAUUACCUAACCUGAAGUUUUGACAGGUCUGGCUUUUACAGAAACGACUGCCUGUGAAGGGUGAACCAGCCCAUUACAGGUUAGGUCGCAUACCUGCGAAACGAAUUUCUCGGGAUGUGGGUUUCUAACAGGGCUAACAUAAUAAUAAUACAAAAAAGUUAAUGUGACAUGGUACCAAAGUGCAUACAUAUUAAUGCCCGUGACUGUACCUGUGUGUCACAAUAAAUGAUUUGAAUUUUGAAUGUUUUGGCUACCACGGCUCACCGGAAUAUGAUAGCGCACUUAAUUUAAAUAAAUCAAAAUUACUGUUAUGACAUACCUACGUGUGGGGAACGGUGAGCGCUUUCACUCGCAUACAUAAGAUCACGCCUAUGUCCCGCUGGGGUAGGCAGAGACGGAAUUUCACUUACGACGAUCGAUCAUGACACACCACUUUCGCUUUUGACUUUGACGAGAGUGAUGGCACGCUUUAUUUUUUCGUUGUAUUUAAUAGUUUUCAAUAAUACAUAAACAUAAACAGGCCUCCCUUCCAUCAACCGGAGGGGGUAUGCAGACACCACCACACUGCGUCACUACAGGAUGGUGGACGAGCUUCACGGUUAACGCGCCUUUCGAAGCACGGAAUCAUCUUACUUUUUCGGAUAACUAGGUGAUUUAUGCAAUGUCCCCAUCGGGAAUCGAACUUGGAACGCCACGCUGGGCGAGUUCGCUCCGUCUUAGGCCUCCUCAAUGCCUUCGGGCAAGUCUGAGGCCAAGAGCAAAACCAAAACAUAAACAGCCUAUAUACGUCCCACUGCUGGGCACAGGCCUCCCCUCAAUCAACCGGAGGGGGUAUGGAGCAUACUCCACCACGCUGCUCCGAUGCGGGUUGGUGGAGAUGUUUUUAAGGCUAAUAGCCGGGACCAACGGCUUAACGUGCCCUCCGAAGAGCAAACCUAUCAAAGGU